CUUCAGUCCUUGUCUGCUGACCGAUUUUUUUUAUUUUUAACUUCCAACUGUCUGUCAUCGCGGAAAAACAUGGCAGAAUGCGUUCCAUCCAGAGCCACGGGAAUGGAAGGAGGAAUUGUGAUUAAAGAUGAUUGGCCCGGAUACAGUUUAGAGCUCUUCACUUAUCCAGAGCAUUACCGCGAAGAUAUAGAGAGUGUCUACAUUCCACAUGGGGUUAUCAUGGACAGGACAGAGCGCCUGGCCCGACACAUCAUGGAUGACAUUGGGGAUCAUGACAUGGUGGUGCUGUGUGUACUGAAGGGAGGGUACAAGUUCUGUUCCGACCUGGUGGAGUUCAUUAAGGUACAAUGCCGCAACUCCAACAAGCACCUGGAGACCAGAGUGGAGUUUAUUAGGCUUAAGAGCUACCUGAAUGACCAAUCAACAGAGGACCUGCACAUAAUAGGAAGUCAAGAUCUAUCUGUUCUACGAGGCAAGAAUGUCUUGAUUGUAGAGGCUAUAGUCGACACAGGAAAGACAAUGAAGGCGCUUCUGAAGCAUGUGGAGGCCUUUGAACCCAAGAUGGUAAAGGUCGCCGGUCUGCUGGUGAAAAGGGUCUCUAAUGUGGUUGGAAGCCUUCCAGACUAUGUGGGGUUUGAAAUUCCCAACCGUUUUGUCGUGGGCUAUGCUUUGGACUACAACGAGUAUUUCCGUGACCUGAAUCAUAUCUGUGUCAUAAGUGAGAUUGGAAAGGUGAAGUACAAGAUUUGAAGAGAAGUCAACACAUACAUGGGUUGUUCAGAGUUGCAGUUUUCAACUUGUGGCUGCAAGUGCCUUCCCUUCUCAUAUCUUCUCCGUGGUCUGUUGAGGAUUAUUGUUAGUUUAUUCAUUUCAUAAGAAGAAACACACCUUGCAUGUGCUUUAUGCAAAAACAAAUAUGAGAUCUGUGUUAUUCAUGCUACAUACAACCUUGAUUGACACAUUUUAAGAGUUUUUUUUUUACAUAUGCUAUUGUUUUUGUAAACAUCAUAUUACAUUGUUGACAGAAUAUGCUUUUACAUAAUAUGCAUUUAUAUGUAUUUGUAAAAUACUAAUUUUGUCCCCAAUGAUCUAAUAUGUGCAAAGCACAAAGAAAUAAACUAUGCAAUUUUAAAUAACAAA
Molecule: messenger RNA, 1140 nt
Organism: Oncorhynchus kisutch (coho salmon)
Lineage: Eukaryota; Metazoa; Chordata; Actinopteri; Salmoniformes; Salmonidae
Product: hypoxanthine-guanine phosphoribosyltransferase-like
Exons: 9
Coding region: 70-750 (226 amino acids)
Biological process (GO): hypoxanthine metabolic process; GMP salvage; purine ribonucleoside salvage
Cellular component (GO): cytosol
Molecular function (GO): magnesium ion binding; hypoxanthine phosphoribosyltransferase activity
Source: RefSeq, a predicted model, not a curated record